AGUGACCUAUAACCUAAAGUUUAGUGUCACCCUCAGCUGUUCUGUUGGGGGGAUCUAGCAGCUGCUGCUUAAUACCACAGGCAACUUGUAGCUUACUCCUAGUUUCUAGGAUUAGGAUUAAUCUACUCAUCUGGUACUAUGAUUUCAAACUGUCUAUGAUUAAUCUGCACAGUAAUGUGGAAGGGGGGAAUUUAUUCUGAAGCAUAGUGCUGAAUUUUAAUGGGGCCCCCAAAAAGCCUUUUUUGUGAUAAUCAAAAAGUUUACAGUUAAAAACACACUUUUUUUUUAACAAUAAAAGUUAGAAGAUAUAACAGGGAAAUGAGCUGUGGAAACAUUAUUCUGAAAGAAUACUAAAUAUGAAAGACAUCUGUAUAUAUAAGUUUUAAAAACAAUUCCUCCAUGCAAUUCUUCUAAAAGAAGUGUAAUUCUGAAAUUGAAUCAGUGGAUAUGGUUUUGGUAAUAGAGGCUGGAAAAGAAAGGGAUGAUGGGUUUGGGGAGGGGUAAUUGAUCUAAAAAUAUAUUACUGACAGUUUUGUGCAGUAAGCAAUUCAGUGGAAAAAAACAAGUACUGUAAUUUUUUUUUAAGCAAAUCUUCAUAAUUUUAUAUGCACUCGUAACAGCAAACAAGUCUUGGAGAUCAGGAUUCAGGACAAUAGCUUGCUGGUUUAAAAGUCCACAAUUUACAAGUGGACAAAACUAGAUUUUUAAAAAAUUAUCAUUUGCAUAUAUCGUUUUUCCAUUUCCUUAUCGAGUGUCAGAUGAUGUUCACAGAGCUCAGGGCCAUCCUCUACCCUUCAGAUAAUGACAGGGAAAAAAAAAAAACUCAGACAGCUUAAUGCUACCAAACUAGGGGUGUGUCGAUGCUCCGUUUCUCUCUCAAGAAUGAUAAACUCAAUGGGGUUGUCUAUUUUUAACCUCCUGUUCUUUCCUUUGGCAGACUAAUCAGUGUUAGCUGAGAUCUUUCCCUGAAUGAAUCCAAGUAACCCUGUUUGCUGCCUUCUGAAAUGACCAGGAGAGACACAUCUGUACAGAGGCUGCCUUAAAGAAUAAACUGUGGUUCGAAAGUACCAUGUCCAGCCAAGAGAGUUCUGGGGCACUGCCUUCCACAACAACAGUCAGCUCUGUCGCUGUGCAAGCUGGGGACUCCAGGAUUGUCAUAGCUAUCUUGAAGAGUGGAAAAUGGGUACAACUCCAACUGGCUGAAUCCUGUCCCAACCUUCUGGAAAUUGGCAGCAAUCAAGAUGAGACCAAGAAGCUACUUGAGGAUCAUGAACUCCUCCUGACCAAACUCAAGGCUUUAGAAGAUCGGGUAUGGGACCUAUUACAGGAGGCAGACAAAGCGGCAGAAGAGAACAAGGAUCAAUGUCAAGUCUAUGAGGCCAUGGCUGAGACUCUGGGAGACGCCUGGGCAGCCCUGAUCACCAUCCUGGAGAGGAGAAGAGAGCUUCUGAAACUGACUUCAGAGUUUUUUGAAAAUGCUCUAGAGUUUGCUAUUAAAAUAGACCAAGCUGAAGACUUCCUGCAGAACACCCAAGAGUUUGAGAAUGCUGAAUCCUUAAAAUCUCUUCUUCAACUCCAUGAAAGCCAUUCUAAAGAACUCUUAGGACGGUCCCUAACCCUCCUAAACAAAAGUCAACAACUGACUGAAUUCAUAGAAAAAUUCAAGUGUGAUGGACCUAAUAUGAACCCUAAGUUGAUUCAGGGGGCUCAUAGUAGUUGCUUGAAGAUUGACAGCCUUCUUGAAUUGCUACAAGACAGGAGGAGACAAUUGGACAAAUACCUAAAGCAGCAACACCAGGAGCUGGAGCAGGUCCUGCAAAUUUGCCAAUGGGACCAAGAAGAAAACCAGGUAACCUGCUGGUUUCAGAAAACCAUAAAAGAUUUACAAAAACAGCACCUAGGUUCAUCACUGUCAGAAAAUGAAGAAUUAAUUCAUAAACAUAAGGAACUGAUAUUAAAAGCAAAGGAGUGGAAUUCCACUAUUGACAAACUGAAAAGUGAAGCCCUCAGGAUUCUGCUGACAGAAGACUAUGUGGAGAAAGAACACCUCCAGCUUUCAAAUCAGAAGUUGAACCAGCUUCAAGAAGAGUUUGCUCAACUCAUGGAGGAAAGGAAAAAUUUAUUACAUGAAGCAAAUGAUUUCUUUAACAGUGUUAAUAAGGCAUUUGAUAUACUUGGAAGAGCUGAGGCUUGCCUUAAGCUCCUUAAAUCUGAGGGUUUAAGCCUGCCUGUCUUGGCAGUGAGGCAUGAGGAAUUACACAGAGAAAUUAAAGACUGCACGGAGGUUGCUUUGCAAAAGGGACAAGCCUUAAUCAGCCAAGGAGAUUCCUGCAGCUCUCGGAUGGCUGGCAUUCAUGAAAUGAUGGGAUGCAUUCAGAGAAGAGUAGAUCAACUAACCCAGCAGUGUUCUGCUCAUAAGGAACUUGCGCUUAGGAAACAGCAAUUAACUGCCUCAAUGGAGGAAUACCUAAGGAAGGCAACAGUGUCAGUUCAGAAAAUCACUCCAAUACUUUCAACUAGUAUGGAUCUUGGCUCCUGUCUUUCAGAUUCAGAGCGAAUUUUGAGCAAAUACCUGGAACUAAAUAAUCAAGCUAAGGAGACAUCUCAUGAAUUACAAGCAGCUAUGAAAGUCAGCGAAGAAGAAGACAUAUUUGGACCUGCUGAGGAAGUAUCUCUCUUUACUAAAGCUGCACUAAUAAAGGAAGAACUGGAUAUGCUUGUCAGAAAUAUCACCUCCAAGGUGCAAAUUCUCCAAACUCACGUGGCAUUUCUCAAGUCAUCAGAGAAGGUAGAGGAAAUGACUAGGAAUCUAAAAGAAUUUUUCAAAAUUGAAGCUACUCAACAGGAAAAAGGAGAAGGUCAAUCCCUAUCUUAUGAGGAUUCUCCCGAUAGCCAGUGGCAACUGUUUUUAAAGGAGAGUUUUUCAACUCAAGAUCUCGGGCUUGAAUUUCUUUAUUUAAUAAAUAUGGAAAAUAAGGAUAUUAUAUUAAAGGUGGAAAAUGUCACACAUAUUACUGAGAACAUGAUGAAAAACCAAAAUGCAGAAAGGGAGGAGCUCAAGAAUCUCUGGAUUGCAUGGCAGCUUCAGGUGAACCAAGUCAAGUCCAUUAAACAGCAGUGGGCAGCCUUUAAAGAACAGCUAAAAAAGACAACUCAGAACCUGAAACUUCUUCAGGAAAUGUUUACAACAGUGUCUGCUCUUGACCUUGGAGCCAGCCUUCAAACUCUCUUACAUCUACAAAAAAAAUGGAAUCAAAUGAAACCUCAGUUUCAGCAACUGGAUGCUGAAGUCUGCUAUAUUCUAAAAGUAUUUGAAAUGUUACAUGUCAAAGGAGCUCCUGUAAAGGAAAAGACUCAACAGUUAAAGGAGCUCAAUCAACUUCACCAGAAGCAGAAGGAAAGACUCAAAGAUUAUGAAAACAUACUCUCUAAGGCAGUAAGAUUUCAUCAAGUCAAGGAAGAAUUGGACAGUCUCACCAAAUCAGAAGGAGAGUUUCUUGAGUCAGUUCUUGAAUGGGAUGACACCUUCAAUGCUAAAGUUCUCCUCUGUGGUGCUCAAGAAAAGCAAGCUCAUAUAAACCAUCUUUACAAACUUGCCCUUUCCUUGGGAAUGGACAUUAUUACAACAGUACAGCAACCUACCUGCUUUAAUGUUUCUGCAAAGACUCUCCAGCAGGAGCUCGAAAUACUCCAGGGUGACAGUAUAGCAUGGCAUUCCAAAGCCGAUAAAUAUGAAGAGGAGCUGACUCGCGUCUUACAAUACUGUUCUACUAAAGAAGAGAUAAAUGAGCAUAGAGAAUCAUUCAAAGAUAUUAAAAAGAAAUUUAACAAUUUGAAAUUUAAUUAUUCCAAGAAAACAGAAAAGGCUCGCAAUUUGAAAACCCUCAAAAAUCAAAUUCAACAAGUGGAUGUUUAUGCUGAAAAAAUGCAGACCCUAAAGAAAAAAAUGGAAAAUUUUGAGAACAAAAUAUCUGAUUCUUUAUUAAAUUUCCCAAAAAAUAAAAUAACAGUCCUCUUGGAAUCAAUAAAGGACUUAAAGAAACAAGUAGAUGAAUUUGGCAGAGUUGUGGAAGAUUACAAGAAGAAUUUGGAUCUGACUGAGCAUCUUCAGGAGUUGAUGGAAGAGUGUCAAUUUUGGUGCGACGAAGCCAGUGCUACAGUUGUUAGAGUUGGGAAGUACUCCAUGGAGUGCAAGACAAAGGAGGCCAUAGACAUUCUUCAUAAGCAGUUUAAUAAGUUUAUUAUGCCUACGAUGCCUCAGCAAGAAGAGAGGAUUCAGGAGAUCACUGACCUGGCUAAACGCUUAUAUGGUCUGGAAGAAGGGCAAAAAUAUGCAGAGAAAAUAAUAACAAAACACCGAGAGGUUUGGGAAUCCGUGACUGAAUUGUGUGGCUCACUAACAGAACUUGAACAGAAGCUGCAGGAACAAGAGUCAGUGGCAGCUAUUUCAGUUGAUGGAAGAGCAGGGGAGGACAUAUUUUUCCAGGAAGCAUCAUCUUCUGCCAAAGAGGAUUCCCCACAGUCUCUGCUCCUCUCUGAAGAAGGACCUUCAGAGGAUGAAUCUGAUUGUGCCUCCCCAGAUGACAUCUCCUUGCCUCCACUUCCUGGAAGCCCUGAAUCAAACUUCUUGCAGUCUGAAGUGGAGUUUGAGGAGAUGCCCAUGCAGAAUCCCCAGAGCCUGCACAUCAGCUCCUACGAUCUACAGAUGAAGAUCAAUGCCAGUGAUCCAAGAAUGACCCACAAACCUGAUCCUUCAGCACCUGCCACUUUUAUUUCCAGUUGCUGUGGGGAAGAAGCCUCAAGUCCAGUUGAGAGGCCUUUACCUCUCUCCUCAGGACACUGCCCCACGUUCAAAGCUGAUAGCCCUUUCACUACCCUGGAAUUCCUGGAAACAAGCACUACCUUCAGAAAAAUUCAUGUUAAAUCUCCAGAAAGCAUGAUGAGUAAAGUGCAUGAAACGUGUCUGCAACAGUGCCAUCAAGUUCACAAAAGCAUGCUCGAAACCCAAGAACAAUUGCAUGAUAAUAAUAACUUUACUAAAACCCAAGAUAGGCUGCAUGCUAACCCUGAUGCAUUCCCAGGUCUCCUGUUUCAGUCAGACACCAGCAGAAGCUCCCAGGUCACCGGAGAAGAGAUUAAGAGUACAUCAGGAAAGAACAGCCGGGUCAGCCUAGCUGGUCAGGCGCCUAACUUCUCCAGGCUCCUGUCUAAUGUGACAGUCAUGGAAGGUUCUCCAGUGACUUUGGAAGUUGAAGUAACAGGAUUUCCAGAGCCUACAUUGACCUGGUACAAGAAGGGCCAGAAAUUGGCAGCAGAUGGGCAUUUAAAGGUUUUGCACACGGAGACAAAGCACACAGUGUUCAUUCAGAAGGUGUGUGAGACAGAUGCAGGCCUCUAUGUUGCUCGGGCCCAAAACAAUAGCGGCACUCUCUCCUCCAGUGCCAUCCUCUACGUGACAGGUAACAGCGGGCCACCAAUCACAAAAAUAGACUGGAUAACGCUGUGCGUCAUCUAUCUUAGUGUUUCACUAAUGUAUUGGCUACUCACAUAGUAAAUAGAGCAUUGACCCCACGGGAUGUCAUUGUCACAAGCUGAAAGGACAAUAAAUCUGUGUUCCUCUGCCACACCUCCCCCACCAAGUACCCCCAUCUGCUUCUCCUUCAUUUUGGACAUAUUGUGUAGUAAACGCCACUACUACGAGAUGAUUUAUUUUUUCCUUUGUUGUUUUCAGUGUUGUUGUUUUUUUUUGAUAAACUUGAUAAAUUAUUUAUAACAGAGAUGUAUCUUGUGGUCUAAAAGAGUUGUCUUCAAUGUAAUAAAGUCAAAUUAUAUUAUGUUUAUUAUGUUCUAGAGGGAAUUUAGGUUCACUCUCUGAUCAAUAUAUGGAUAUGUGUUAAGUUUGAAAUCCAAUUUAUUUUUGAUCACUUAUUUAUUGUGUACAAUUAUCAACCUCUCUUUUUAGGGUAUAGCACUAAAAAUUGGUAGUACAAAUCAUUUUCAUUGUCACACAUGUCCAUAUUUAUUGUUUGAUUUUGGCUUAUCAAAAUAUUCUUUCUUUGUUUUUUAACAUGGAUUAUGUUACUUAACAGUCUAAGUGUUGUUGCAAAGAGAUUAUAAAUCCCUCUUACUGUUUGAUCUGAUUUCAGUAGUUAGGUGGGUAUCCCACAAAAUUAAAACACAGCAUGGAGCUUAAGUUAACACUAGAAGAUGUACUUUUAAAUCAUUAUCUUCACAAUGAAUGGACCAAAGAUAUAACAUAGAGCCAGAGUUUCCUGCAUACUGAUUUUGGCUCUGUUGGUGAUCAUUUUGUGACAUAAUUAGCAUCUAAUGUCUUAGUUUCCCAUCUUUAAAAUGGGUCUCUUUAUCUACCUCUUAGGGGAGCUGAGAAUUGUCAUUUAGUGCCUUAUAAAGAUAUGGAAAAUAAAAGGCAAUGUGUCAGUGCUAGAGAUAACUAUAGUAUUUGUGAAAUUUUUGUGAUUGUGAUAUCUACCAUUACAUUCAUCUAUAUCUUGCCCACCACCAUUUCUCUGACCAGUUCUCUAAUUUCUAGUUAUUCUGAAAUAUUUUAUUAAAGAAAAAGGUAUUUUAUGUGCGGUAUGGUAGAGUAAAGAGUAUGUUGACUCUGGAAUCAGAAAUACUGGGUUCAAAUCUAGGCUCUGAUGUGUAUUAUUACAUGUGUGAUCUUUAGCACCUUCCAAGCCUAGAACUUUCAUUUUCUCAUCUAUAAAAUUAGGAGUAGAUUUCCUCUAAGUUCCCUUCUAACUCUUAAUCGGUGAGGCUAUGUAAUAUUCCAGCCAAUCACCACCAAAAUGAUCAAUGAUAUUUCCUAAAUUGAUUCUUAAAUGUAUUUUUUUACUUCUUAAUUCUAAAUCCUUGCCAAAGAGAUAAAAUUUGUAGGAAUUAAAAAAAAUUUAAUCAUUUUAAACUUAAAUACAAGAGACAAAAUGUUCCCGUGUAUACAGUACAAUAUAAAAAGAGGAUUCAAUAUAAAACUAUUAAUUUCCAUUUCAGUUUACUUAUUUUGAAAAACCAUGCAAUAAACAUUACACAUCAUUUUUAAAGCUA
Molecule: messenger RNA, 7065 nt
Organism: Antechinus flavipes (yellow-footed antechinus)
Lineage: Eukaryota; Metazoa; Chordata; Mammalia; Dasyuromorphia; Dasyuridae
Gene: CCDC141
Product: coiled-coil domain containing 141
Exons: 23
Coding region: 1070-5551 (1493 amino acids)
Source: RefSeq, a predicted model, not a curated record